This is a messenger RNA of Leishmania braziliensis MHOM/BR/75/M2904, 552 nucleotides long. Its product is annotated as RNA binding protein rggm. The record is from RefSeq and is a predicted model, not a curated record. Gene Ontology annotation, molecular function: mRNA binding. Lineage: Eukaryota; Euglenozoa; Kinetoplastea; Trypanosomatida; Trypanosomatidae. The coding region runs from base 1 to 552 and encodes 183 amino acids. The transcript has a single exon. Gene Ontology annotation, cellular component: cytoplasm; nucleus.
AUGCGUGGCAGCUUCCGUCGCGGUCGCGGUGGCAGCGGCAGUGGCGGUGGCGUAUGGGGGCAGCCAGCCGCUGCGGACGAAGAUGCAUGGAACGCAGCGCCACCCAGCUUCCAACCACCGGUGCGCCGUGUUGACCCGCUGACACUGACGGCGGUGGAGGUGGAGGUAGAUGGGGUGAAGAAACUAGUCGGGCAGCGCGUGCAGGUGUCUGGUUUGUCGGACGAAACCACCUGGCACACUCUGAAGGAUCAUCUUCGCCAGGCCGGCGACAUCACAUUUUGCCGACUCUUCUCUGGCGGUCGCGGAAUGGUGGAGUUUGCAGUCCCCGAGGAUGCCGCCCGGUGCAUCACGGAACUGCAGGGCUCUGAGUUGGAGGGAGCCACAUUGUACCUCCGCGAAGACCGCGAGGAUACCGUACUCAUCAACACACGACGCAAGAUCCGCGAUGCCCGCGAUGCCCAGCUUCGUGCGCGCAAGGAAGAGGCCGAAAAGGUGCGCCGUGAGAGGGCGAUGGCUCAGGGAGACGUCUCCAGCGACUCAGCAGUGCAGUGA